AUGGUUCAAGUACGAAUAACAUUACUGAAGUCCUAUAAGAAGUUAAACGUAGAUGACUUAUCUCCAUGUUCAUGGAGCCAACUCACUUGCGUGUACGAAGCUUUAGGG
Iphiclides podalirius (scarce swallowtail) is the source of this 108-nucleotide messenger RNA. The record is from the annotation of a GenBank genome assembly. NCBI's taxonomy places the organism in Eukaryota, Metazoa, Arthropoda, Insecta, Lepidoptera, Papilionidae.